Messenger RNA from Monopterus albus (swamp eel), 3207 nucleotides. RefSeq lists its product as uncharacterized. The record is from RefSeq and is a predicted model, not a curated record. Bases 301 to 2187 code for a protein of 628 amino acids. Lineage: Eukaryota; Metazoa; Chordata; Actinopteri; Synbranchiformes; Synbranchidae. Gene Ontology annotation, cellular component: meiotic nuclear membrane microtubule tethering complex; nuclear envelope; membrane. The transcript is spliced from 13 exons.
UGUGUGCCCGCGUGCACAUAGGCACAGGUUCAGUGGAAGGAGGCGUGGCCUGUAAACUACGUGCAUCAGGUGGUUUCAGUUACUGCUUCUGUUUGGUCGCAGUUUUUUCUGUUGCAGACAGCAGAGUGUUCACCUGCACAUCACUGUGGUCACUCAGCUGUUAACACCUGACCACAAGUCAAAACUUUACCUGGAAAACCGGAAGUGUUUAUGAGUGUUUGAAGUGUUUUCCCCUCCAAUUCGGUUGCGUUUUACAUUUGCACGUUUCCUGAGAUGAACUCCACCAGCGGGUAAAUCAGGAUGCCUGGAGUCGACCGUCUCCCUUCAGAACACCAUGGCAACGUCCUCCCCACCGCUGAAGGAAGUUAUGUUGGAGAGGAAGUGAGAGACAUGGAGGGGACAUGGUCUGAGUCUCUGUGUCUCUUCACCUCGUCUCCACUGGGGCUGAACGAGGAGGAAAUGCAGCGCGGGGGCGGUAGCUGGAGCCAAGAUGGAGACCUGCAGGGAUGUGGCCAGGUAGAGAGGAAGUGGAUCCUCUGGCAUGAGUUUAUGAAGGAACACGCCCACCUGGAUGCUUGGCUGCAAUUGGCUGAGCAGGACCUCGCUUCCCCUGACGCCACCUGCGUUACCUACCUCGCUGCUAAGGAAGAACUGAGGAAGUUUGAGAUGCUGCGGUGCGAGGUGGGAUCUCGGCUCGUCCAACUGGACAAUCUGAUCCAGAAGAAUCGAGUGCUGGCUCGGCUCUUCCAGGGCGUCAUGCAGGCUCGACUGCUGGCCUCAGCGAGGGAGUGCGGGCGGCGAUGGGAUGAUGUGAACACCAAACUAGAAGCAAUCACAGGAAGACUAAAGCUCUUUGUUUCACAGUGGGAGGAGUUUGAGGCAGAGAGGGAGGAGCUUGCACUCUUGUUGGCUGACCUGGACGUCCGCCUGACAGAGGUGGAGCACCUAAAUGGGAAUACCUGUGAAAAGCUGAGACGACUCCAGUCCUUCCAGCAGUGUGUGUGUGUGAACUCGGACCGUGUAAACGCCCUUCUGCAGCAUGGUGAGGCGUUGAUUCAACGCUGCGAGCCGACUGAUGCUCAGCACGUAGAGAGCCGGCUGCUGGAGCUGCUGCGCCGCUGCAACAACAUCUACAGCAACAUCGCACGAACACACACCCGGCUGCUCAGCAUGAGACUGGUGUUUGAGGAUGACUGGAUUCUCUCUCAGGCUACAGACUCCGGUUGUCCUUCAGAGUCUCUGUUAGAGGAAGAGGGAGCGCCUGAUAAACCCAACCUCGACCUCCCUGUGGUUUCAAACCAUCCAGAUGCCAGUCAGUCAGUUAACCCACCCUCUCCAACCCAUGAGCACAUGGGGUUGGAGUGGGACCCCUCGGUUGAUAUUGGACGCUCUGUGUCCCAUGAUGAUGCUGACUCAUCAUAUUUCAGUGCCAAAACGGGUGUGUGUCACAGAGAUGGUCUGAAGAGACGGAGCUACCUCAGUUCCAUCGGCUCUCAGUCUGACAUCAGCAAUGAUGUCACAAAUCCGGAAGCAGAUGUGCGACCAGAUGGAUGGCCAGGCCACGCCCAUCACAGUGUCUUCUCACCAGUCACAACCAGGCAGGAAAAGGCUCUGCUCUCUGGGAAACAGUGGGUGACCUCCACUCCUGACACAGCAGACAGCGAGGCAGACAUCUUCGACGGCGGACGGGUUAGGGCGUGGCUGGGAGUCCAGAGCCCCGCCCCUCCUCCUCAGAGGACUUCCUGUUCCAGAGCUGUGCAGACUGUCAGGGAGGUCGAGGAUGAAAACCGCAUGGACAAACCUGACUGGUGGCAUUCCCGACUCAGUCACAGCCAGCGUUGCCAUGACAACACACACCCUUUUCCUGCCCCUUCACCAUCACAUGACCUGAAAGCGUCAUGUGACUUGAUGAGCCACCAGUAUCAGUCAGAUCUACAGGAUGAAGAAGAGCCAUCCAUUUGUGAAGAAUCUGAGCUUCCUCUUUCUGAACAAAGUGCGUCUUCCAGCAGCAGGGCCUCCCCCUCCCUGCUCUCCUCAGCCCUCCUCUACCUCCUCCUGGCUGCGGCUCUGGCUCUGCUGGCGUUUCUGGUGUGGGUUGCCCUGGAGCCGCCUUGUCACCGCAGCGGCAGGAUGCAUCGGAGCUUCCACCUGGCACUGAGAUACAUCAACGGACCGCCGCCUACCUGAAGACUCUCAUGGACAGAGUCUGGACAAACCACCCUCCUUCGACUCUGUCGGACAGAGGUGUGCAACUCAUCAUGUAACGUUUCAGUUCAGCUCAACUGUUAAAGAUCUGAUGAAAAUAUGUAGGAGUGGCAGGAUGAAAAAGACUGAGGCCGCUAUAUUGUUUUAGGGGAGCAACUGUCACCAACUCCUGACAGUAAAAAAGUGAGCACCAAUAGUAAGUCAGUCCUGUAACACUUGAAAGCCACUGAAAAAAGCCUGUCUCCUUUUUUUUUUUUUUUAAGAGGACAAUAUUUUGCCAGUAAAGUGAAACUGUUUCACUUAUUCUGUUGUUGAUUGAGAUGAACAAGUUGUAAAGCUUCAGAAACUGUGGAAUCACGAUGCAGCGGGAAGUGGACUGCUCAUUCACACAGACCUUUCCAGUCAGAGGUUUUUACAGCAACUGUGCUUUCUUGCUUGUUUGGCUCCUGACUGGACACGGGUGGUUUAAUCUCUGCUGAACACAAGUCUUUAAAUCCUAAUUCUACCAAAGCAAAGCACAAAACCACAUCUGUUAUUUGUCAUGUUAUAUCUGAUAGCUCCAAGUAAGCUUCAGUUCAUGAUGUUGUUCACUCAGUAUCUCGCCCCUGUCACUUCAUCUUACAGACUGAGUUUAGCUCUCUCCUGUAAUGUCAUUUGUUAAAUGAACAGUGUAUAAACAGUUUUAAAUGUGCCCUUGUCCCCCGGGAGGAACCAUUAAUCCAACACCAAAACAUAUCAGAUGUCACUCUGACCAAAGUAUACUCACUGAUUUUAAACACUGCCCUAAAAUAUGUAACUACAGCAGAAUGUAUAAUAACUAAUGGGAAGUUGUAAUAUGUAAUAAUACUUCAUAUCUUCAUCCAGCACUGAGAUGGCAGUCGUAUAGUAACAGCCUCAUUUACCAGCGAGAUACCGUGUAGGAGUUGUGAGUGGCUGAUGAUGUCAAGGCUGCAAAGUCGAGUGGCUUAAGUGCUCAAGCUUGGCAAAAAAAAAAAAAAAAAA